Messenger RNA from Salvelinus sp. IW2-2015, 4425 nucleotides. NCBI's taxonomy places the organism in Eukaryota, Metazoa, Chordata, Actinopteri, Salmoniformes, Salmonidae. The record is from RefSeq and is a predicted model, not a curated record.
AUCCCGGGCCGGUCCGGGGGGAAACCCGCCUACUACUUCGGAGGGCUGGACGGGCUUACUGCUGCGGGACAGCCGGCCCUGGCCCACCUCCCCAACCCCUUCUACAGAGACUUCUCCCUGGUCUUCCAAAUCAUCCCCUCCAGCGGGGUCCUCUUCUCCAUCACAGACGCCUCCCAGAAGUUCAUGUGUGGGGUGAAGCUGAGCGCCCCGGACGCUGACGGCAGGAAUCAGAAGAUUCUGUUCUACUACACAGAGCCCGACUCUGAGGCCUCGUACCUGGCCGCUAGUUUCACUGUGCCCUCCCUGGACCUAGUCUCCUGGACCAAGUUUCUUCUGUCCGUGUUCAAUGACCAGGUGACCUUCUUCAUGGGAUGCGACGCCUCUGGGAAGACGGUGAAGUUGGAGCGCUCGCCGGAUGACAUGGAGCUGGACAGGGGGCGGCAUCUUCGUGGGUCAGGCGGAGGCGCGGACCCUGACAGGUUCGAGGGGGCGAUUGCUGAGCUGAACGUGGUGGGUAACCCUCGAGCAGCUGAGCUACUCUGUGAAGACGAUGAUGACUCAGACGCUGCCUCAGGUGACUUUGGCAGUGGGGAUGGGGACAGAAGAGAGACCGGCAAAACUACCACCCCUCCAUCUCUCCGACCGGUGCCAGAGCCCCCUCUGACAUCAUCAGUGAGYGACAGGCUCUCAGAGACAGGUGACAGGAAUCAUCAGACCUCAGUAGAGUCCAGACCAGGGUCAGGAGGUCAACCAGGCACUACUGGUUCUAACAGGGAGAAGGGGGACAGAGGGGAGAAGGGCAGUCCAGGGGACAGAGGUCCCGCCGGGCCAAAGGGGGACUCGGGGUCUUUCUCCAGCUCUGCCUCUUCCUCUGGCUCUUCAUCAGGCGGAGGAGAACGUGGRGAAAAGGGAGACACAGGCUUGAAGGGCAGUUCUGGGUUCGGUUACCCAGGCUCCAAGGGGGACCGUGGCKUACCUGGKCCCCCUGGCCCUCCUGGCCCUGGGGGGCCAGCUGCCCAGGUUGUGAGGCUAGGGGACGGCUCUGUGGUGCAGCCAGUGGCCGGGCCAAUGGGACCGAUGGGGCCCCCAGGGGUCAAAGGACCAGCAGGACCCCAGGGACCAGAGGGAGAGGCGGGGGAUCCAGGAGAGGAUGGCAAAUUAGGACCUGCCGGAGACAGAGGGUUCCCAGGAACACAAGGAGACUCAGGGGUCAAAGGACAAAAGGGGGAUCGUGGUGAUGGUCACCCAGGACCCAGGGGUCCUCCAGGGCCACCUGGACACCCAGGCCCAGGGACAGUUGAYCGCGCUACAUUUGUGGAUAUGGAAGGCUCAGGAGGAUUCCCAGAUUUGGAGAAAAUACAGACUCUCCGUGGUCUACCAGGUCCCCCCGGCCCCCGGUCCCUGGCCCCUCAGCCGGUGGUGUCAGCUCCCAUGGGUCAGGCUCUUUCGGGCCCCCUGGACCUCCCGGACAGGACGGGGCCGUGGCUACCAGUGAGGACCCUCUCUCUACUAUAUUCUGAUAUGACCAUAUGGGCCCGCUGGUCCACCUGGCAGGCCUGGAACCCAGGACCCAGUAGCGGAGAGCAGGGAGAAGCUGGUGAUCUAGGUCUUCCAGGGCCCAGUGGAGAGAGGGGUUCUCAGGGUGACCCUGGAGUGCCUGGUCAGGCAGGGCAGGGGGGCUUGGCUGGGCUUCCUGGGCCCAUGGGACCAAUUGGGCCUCCAGGACCACCCGGACCCCCCGGACCUUCCUACCCCGUGCGUUAUGGUGACAGGGAGGGUUCCGGAGUGACGGGGGUCAAUGGUGUUGCUGGAGUGAUAGGGAUUCCAGGACCACAGGGUCCGCCCGGAAUCGCUGGCCUUCCGGGAAGAUCUGGUUUGCCUGGGCUUUCGGGAGAGAAGGGGAGCGAGGGAGCAAGAGGACAGAAUGGAACACCAGGGAUGGACGGAUUCCCAGGAAUAUUGGGAGACAAAGGGGAGAGGGGAGACAGAGGGGAAAGGGGUGAGCCAGGACGUGAAGGGGACCCCUGGACCUCCAGAGCCCUGGCCCACCGGGACAGAUCUACCAGACCUCAGGCAGUUUUGAUGGAGUUCUUGGGAAUCAAGGGAGGACCAGGUCUUCCCGGCCGGGCAGGAUUCCCAGGGCCUAUGGGACCAAAGGGAGAUACAGGAGAGCCUGGACAGCCAGGAUACGCAGCUAAGGGGGAGAAAGGAGAACCUGGUAUUAUCAUGGGGCCUGAUGGAAGACCCAUGUACCUGGGAGGGCUGGGGUCUCAACCGGGAGAGAAGGGACUCCCGGGACCUGAGGGACCUCCUGGUCCCUAUGGUCCAGCUGGUCUAAAGGGAGAUAUAGGCAUGCCAGGUAGACCGGGUCGUCCUGGGUUGAAUGGUGUCAAAGGAGAGAGGGGGAUUCAGCUGGAGGGACUGGAGGAUAUGAGUAGACCACCUGGCCACCCGGACCCCCCGGGCCAGCAGUACCUCUGGACAGGUUCAAUAGGUAUGAUGAUGUCUCACGGUUAUAUCCUGACUCCAAAGGAGAGAAAGGUGAUCGUGGCGUACCAGGAAUCUGGGAGUACCAGACAUAUCGUCUCCACUCUAGGUCUCACGUCCAACUUUGACAUCUACACCUUCAAGAAGGAGAUGACGGGAGAGAGAGGAGACUCGGGGAUGAAGGGGGAGAAGGGCGAGCCAGCCGGAGGAUAUUAUGGUGGCGGUUACAGUGGACAGGGUGGUCAACCUGGACCUCCAGGACUUCCAGGGCCAAAGGGAGAGUCCAUCAUCGGUCCUUCAGGGCCCCAGGGCCCUCCAGGUAACCCAGGAASAGGGUACGAAGGCAGGCAAGGGAACCCAGGCCCACCGGGGSCCCCCGGACCUUCAGGAUCAUCCUCYUCACCUGGAGCCUACAGGCCAACACAGACCAUCAGCAUCCCUGGACCUCCGGGCCCUCCUGGCCCACCUGGAACUGAUGGACACUCCUCUGGGGUGAUGGUGCUGAGGUCAUAUGACACGAUGACAGCCACGGCCAGACRACRGGCAGAGGGGACGCUGGUGUAUCUGGUCGACCAAACAGACUUUUACAUCAGAGUACGAGAUGGCUUCCGGCAAAUCCAGCUUGGACCAUACAUAGCUUUACCCCCUGACCAGGGUAAUGAGGUAGCAGCUGUCGACCCUCCUCCAGUGGUCUACUACCAGCCAGAUCAUCCCUCCAACACGGCCACAGAGCAACCCCCCAGACAGCUAGACCCCCACCAGCCACAGCCUGAGGGACAACACCCUACUUACCCCGACCCACGUUACCCGACUCACCCGGAUCCACGCUACGCCAGCCCAGCCGGAUCCACGCUACCCAGCCCAGCCGGAUCCACGCUACCCAGCCCAGCCGGAUCCACGCUACCCCUCACAUUCAGACCCCAGAUACCCUCACACACUGAUCCACGGUACCCCAGUUAUACAGACCGCCAGCACAACCCUGACCCUGUUCAGCCGGUCCAGCCCCAGCCAGCCCCUGUCCCACAGAACCCGGUUUACUCAGACACCCGCUACCCUGUAACCCCACAACGCAGACCCARACCCCCUGAGACCCCCAGCCACCAACACACGUCAGGCCCAAGCAUUCACCUGGUCGCCCUGAACGCCCCCCAGGGGGGUAACAUGCGGGGUAUCAGAGGGGCAGACUUCCUGUGCUUCAAACAGGCUCGGGCCAUCGGGCUGAAGGGAACCUUCCGGGCUUUCCUCUCCUCCAAGCUCCAGGACCUUUACAGCAUCGUCCGCAAGUCAGACAGAGACCGCAUGCCCAUCGUCAACCUAAAGGACGAGGUCCUGUUUGACAGUUGGGAGGCCAUCUUCAGUGACUCAGAGGGCAGAGUGAAGGACAAUGUACCCAUCUACUCCUUCGAUGGCAAAGACAUUUUCACAGACGGCACAUGGCCAGACAAGAUGAUAUGGCACGGUUCGACCAGCAGGGGGCACGGCCAGGUGGAUAACUACUGUGAGACGUGGCGUAUAGGGGAGCAGGCGCUGACGGGCAUGGCCUCCUCUCUACAGGGGGGCCAGCUCCUCCAACAGAGAACCAGCAGCUGUCACAGCUCCUACGCCGUGCUCUGCAUCGAGAACAGCUACAUCGAACAGUUCAAGAGAUAGGACUGACCGACCAAACGCACACACACACUACAGCCAGAUCAAGAGAUAAGCCUAAUGAAACACACACACAAACACAUCAGCCAAUCCAGGAGGCCUAACAAAACGUACAUACCAGUGGAGGCUGGUGACUUAAAAAAUGUAUGAGGAUGGUAGACCCAGGGUAUAGGCGCGGAACGCACGGAGACCACAAAGUGUGUUUCAAAAAUCGUCAAAGAAUAAUUAUUUUAACCUAAAGCAUUUAAUAAAGACAUUUAUAGUACACURWUAUGGGGAAUGGGAAUGAGAGGG